Musa acuminata subsp. malaccensis (wild Malaysian banana) is the source of this 1067-nucleotide messenger RNA. RefSeq names its product peptidyl-prolyl cis-trans isomerase CYP23. The record is from RefSeq and is a predicted model, not a curated record. Gene Ontology annotation, molecular function: peptidyl-prolyl cis-trans isomerase activity. NCBI's taxonomy places the organism in Eukaryota, Viridiplantae, Streptophyta, Magnoliopsida, Zingiberales, Musaceae. Gene Ontology annotation, biological process: protein peptidyl-prolyl isomerization.
GGCGUUAAAAGAGAGAAGAUAUCAAGAAAGGGGGGAGGGAUUCGACGGGCGGCGAUGGGGAUCCGAUGCUUCGCUUCCCUUCUCCUUCUCCUCUCCCUCUCCUUCUCCGACUUCGGUCGAGCCGUCUCCUCCCUCGAUACAGAUCUCGGAACCGCCCGCGUCGUCUUCCAGACAGCUUAUGGUGACAUUGAAUUUGGUUUUUUUCCUCAUGUGGCCCCCAAAACUGUCAAGCAUAUCUUCAAACUUGUGCGGCUUGGUUGCUAUAACACAAACCACUUCUUUCGGGUGGAUAAAGGUUUUGUUGCACAAGUGGCUGAUGUUGUAGGAGGCAGAACUUCUCGAAUGAAUGAAGAGCAAAGGUUGGAAGCUGAGAAAACUGUUGUUGGUGAAUUUAGUAGCGUCAAACAUGUGAGAGGCAUUCUUUCAAUGGGAAGGUACUCUGAUCCAGAUAGUGCUUCAUCUUCUUUUUCUAUUCUUUUAGGCGAUGCACCUCACCUUGAUGGCCAGUAUGCCAUUUUCGGAAGGGUGACUAAAGGUGAUGAUACAUUAAGAAAACUGGAAGAGCUUCCUACUCGACGUGAAGGGAUCUUUGUCAUGCCUACGGAGCGCAUCACCAUCUUCUCAACUUAUUAUUAUGAUACCAGGGUAGAGAAUUGUGAAUGGGAAAAGGAAAACCUCAAGAGAAGACUUUCUGAAUCUUUAAUCGAAGUUGAAAGACAGAGAAUGAAAUGCCUCCCGUAAAUGGGCCAGAGGUAUGUGUAGAUGACUAAAGUAUCUGACAGGGCAAACUCACUGGUUGAUUGAUAUAUAUAUCAAGAGCUUUUUUAUUUGCAGUAAUGGAUUUAAAAAAGAAAAACUAACGAUGAUUGCUCUAUUGUUAAGAUUUUAAUGGAAUCAAGAGUUAAUGCAUGGUGGAACACAGCCGCAACUUGGUAAAUCAAGUGUUAAUUACGACCCUAAAUAUGUGGCUGUUUGCUUCCUGAAUGUUCUGCACGGUUUUUCGUGUAAGUGACCAGUGUAAAAAGGUUGAAGUGCAGAAAGGAAGAUAUAUUAGGCUUGGUCACUCA